Molecule: messenger RNA, 1865 nt
Organism: Paramecium sonneborni
Lineage: Eukaryota; Ciliophora; Oligohymenophorea; Peniculida; Parameciidae
Source: the annotation of a GenBank genome assembly
AUGAUUCCAAAACCUAAAUUAAGAAACAAUGUAAUAUAUAAAAUUAAAAUAGAGUACGGAAACAAUAAAAAAAUUGCCAUCAAGUAAAUAAAUAAUUUAAGCCAUACAACGAAUCAAAACUAUUUCCUUAAAGUCAUACUCCUAGUAUAAGAGGAGCAGCUUAACUUCUGCAAAGACGAUUAAAACUGAACCAAAAUAAUAGAAUUAAGAAUUAGAUGAGGCAUUUCAUAAUUUUAAGUUUUCGCGUAAAAAUUUGUUUAAAUUUUCUGCUACUAAAAGAUAAAUAGUGUCAGCAAAAUCAACUUAUGCUAUUCCUAGGUUGAUACAUGAGACAAAUAUAUCGGAGAGAUUAAUAGAAUAGAAUAAUUAUGAUGAUGAUGAAGUAAUAAUACCUUCAAAAAAAUUGAAUAAUUCAACUAAAAUGUAUAAUCUAGAAGAAAAUCUGACUUUUGAAAUAUAGGCUAUGUAUAAGUUGAAGAAAUUAUCUGAUUAAACAACAUAAUAGUUACCUGCUAUUAUAAGUAUUAAAACUAAAGAUGAUAAAAACGAGUGCAAAUCAAAUAGGCUUGGUGUUGAUUUGGUAUUAUUAAAAAUUAUUAUAGAUUUGUUUGAUUGAUAAAAGUGGUAGUAUGUAAGGUGAAAAAUUAUAAACUGUGAAAUAAAGUUUAAAAAUAUUACUUGAGUUUUUAAUUGAUCAGGAUCGUUUGCAAUUAAUUACUUUUGAUGGAUAAGCAUUAAGGUUAUCUCCAUUAAAAUGCACAACUAAAACAAACAAAUAAUAUUUUACUUAGCUUAUUGAAUAAAUCUAUUCUAAUGGUGGGACAAAUAUUUCAAGUGCCACUGAAAUAGCAUUUGAAUAAAUAAAAAGAAGAAAAUAUAGAAAUAAUGUAACAUCUAUAUUUUUGUUAUCUGAUGGUCAAGAUGAGAAUGCAAAAAUAUCCAUUACAAAAUAAUUAUAAAGAAUAAAUGAGGAAUUUACUAUUUUUACAUUUGGAUUUGGAAAAGAUCAUGAUGCAUAAAUGAUGACAUCUAUAAGUAAUUUAAAACAUGGAAGUUUUUAUUUUGUUUAAGACACAAGUUUAUUAGAUGAAUUUUUUGUUGACGCUUUUGGAGGUUUGAUAUCAGUAGUUGGUAAAGAAUUAAAAAUUAAUGUUACAUUAAAAUCAUCUAAACCAUUUUAAGAUAUUAAAAUGUAUAAGACCUAUGGAAAGAUGUGGGAAUACAAUUAAAAUAGUUAUUAAAUAACUCUUCCAUAAUUGACACAAGGAUCGAGAAAAGAUUUUGUUUUCAUUUUAGAAUUACCUAAAUUUAUUAUGAAAAUUAAAGAUAAUCAAAGACAUUAAUUGAUUAUGGAAGCAAAAUUAUAAAUUAAUGAUCCAUCAACAAAUAAAACGAUCUUUAAAUAAUCUAAUUUAUUUUUAACAUUCUUCAACCAUGAUGAAAAGAUAGAACAAAAUGAAGAAGAUUUAGAAGUUUAGACUUAAUAUUAUAGAGUGAUAGUAACAGAAAUUAUAGAUUAAGCACAAAAAGCAUGUGAAUAAUAACAAUUUUAAGAGGCUUAAGAUAAAAUUGAUUAAAUGAUAUUACAAAUCUAAAAAAAUUAAAGACUCCUUUCCAAUUGUCCUUAACUCAUUUAAGAUUUGAAUUAAGCUAAACAAGCUACAGAAAAAUAUAAUUUUAUUAAGUAUGGAAGAGGAUAAAUGUUUUAAAUUAUUAGCAAUAACUUUUCUUAAUAAGGAGUUACUUCUUUAUUUACAGUAAAUGGGCAACAAAAAUAAACCAAUUUGAGGAUUUUUUCUUAUUCUAAUCGGGUAUAAACUGAAAUGGUAGAUAUAAUUCAAACAAGAAAAACCCUUACAUUGUGA